Molecule: messenger RNA, 3017 nt
Organism: Eutrema salsugineum
Lineage: Eukaryota; Viridiplantae; Streptophyta; Magnoliopsida; Brassicales; Brassicaceae
Product: splicing factor-like protein 1
Exons: 2
Coding region: 285-2615 (776 amino acids)
Biological process (GO): regulation of mRNA splicing, via spliceosome
Cellular component (GO): nucleus
Molecular function (GO): zinc ion binding; mRNA binding
Source: RefSeq, a predicted model, not a curated record
CUCAAAAGCCAACUAAGAUCUGUCUAGUCAACUUGAGGAGAUCCAACAAGUUAAAUUUUUGUCACUAUACCGGAAAUCAGUCGGUUUAUGUCAAUAGACUGGGCAAUUAAUUGGUUCUAAAUCAGUCGCCGAUUUGUUUGACUGAUUCGGUUCAAUUUUCAGCGAUAGGGCAGCGCUGAGCGAUAGGGCAGCGCUGAGCGCCUAAGAGACCGGUAAUUUGGUUAGGCUCGAUAUCUUCUGUUUGCUUCUCCUAGAUCUGAAACCCUAUUUCUUUAUUUCGAGCCAUGGACUCCAAUCUUGCUUUGCUUGCUUCGGAUCACUCAAAUCCUUCGAUUUUGACUCCUGAAGUUUUCAAUGGUUCUUUGCCUGAAAUAAACGAUUCUGUAGCAAAGUCUGAACGACCUUUACUAUCGGAGAAUGGUGUUAAGGAGACGUUGAAUGGUAAUGACAAGGAUCAAUCUGGCGGAGAAGAGGAGACCACAAACAGGAGAAAACGUCGAAGUCGGUGGGAUCCUCCGCCUACUCAAUCGGUUAAUAACCCUGUCACCGAAGGUGGUGGUAGCGGUAGUGAUUCCAAAACUGGGACGAGGAAGCGUAAGUCUAGAUGGGCGGAUGAUGAGCCGAAACCGGUAAUACAACUACCUGAUUUUAUGAAGGAUUUCACCAGUGGUAUCGAGUUUGAUCCCGAGAUUCAAGCUUUGAAUAGUAGGUUACUUGAGAUCAGUAGGAUGUUGCAGUCUGGUGUGACUUUAGAUGAUAGACCGGAAGGACAAAGGUCUCCUUCACCAGAGCCUGUGUAUGAUAACAUGGGAAUUAGGAUAAACACUAGAGAGUACAGAGCUAGAGAGAGAUUGAAUAGAGAAAGACAAGAGAUCAUCUCUCAAAUCAUUAAAAAGAACCCUGCUUUUAAACCCCCGGCGGAUUAUAGGCCUCCUAAGCUCCAAAAGAAACUUUUCAUUCCGAUGAAGGAUUUUCCCGGUUACAAUUUCAUCGGUCUUAUUAUUGGUCCCAGGGGGAAUACUCAGAAGAGAAUGGAGAGAGAAACAGGUGCUAAAAUUGUGAUUCGGGGCAAAGGGUCUGUAAAAGAAGGUAGGCUCCAGCAGAAAAAGGAUUUAAAAUACGACCCUUCGGAAAAUGAGGACUUGCAUGUUUUAGUCGAGGCUGAGACUCAGGAAGCUCUUGAAGCUGCUGCUGGUAUGGUUGAGAAGCUGUUGCAACCUGUUGAUGAGGUGCUGAACGAACACAAGAGGCAACAACUCAGGGAGCUUGCCACCUUGAAUGGAACAAUAAGAGAUGAAGAAUUCUGUAGGCUGUGUGGUGAGCCAGGACAUAGACAAUAUGCGUGUCCUUCUCGUACAAAUACCUUUAAAAGUGAUGUUCUUUGUAAGAUUUGUGGUGAUGGUGGACACCCUACUAUUGAUUGUCCGGUGAAGGGUACCACUGGAAAGAAAAUGGACGAUGAAUAUCAAAAUUUUUUGGCAGAGUUGGGAGGAACUGUCCCUGAAUCUUCACUUAAACAGAGUCCCACCUUGGCUCUUGGUCCGGGAAGUAAUCCUCCGUGGGCUAACAAUGAGGGAAGUGGGGCAAGUACACAUCAUGGCUUAGGGUAUAUUUCAGCCAAACCUUCCAAAGAAUAUGAUGAAACAAAUCUGUACAUUGGGUUCUUACCUACGAUGCUUGAGGAUGAUGGUUUGAUUAAUCUGUUUUCACCCUUUGGUGAAAUUGUGAUGGCAAAAGUAAUCAAGGACCGUGUGUCUGGUCUGAGUAGAGGCUAUGGUUUUGUGAAGUACGCUGAUGUCCAGAUGGCCAAUACUGCCACUCAGGCAAUGAAUGGUUACUGGUUAGAAGGUAAAACACUUGCUGUUAGGAUUGCUGGUAAACAGCCAACGCCACCUGGACCUCCAGCUCCUCAGCCACCAACUCAAGCUUAUCCUCUUCCAAACCAGCCGUCUAGUGUCUAUUCUUCACAACAAUAUGCCACUGGUGGCCAACUGCCAAAUCCUCCCUAUUCAACAGUUCCAGUUCCUUGGGGUCCUCCUGUUCCUUCCUAUUCUCCAUAUGCUCCUCCCCCUCCUCUUUCGGGUUCUUAUCAUCCUCCCCCUGGUCAACAUAUUUCUCCUUAUGGAAUGAACUACCCACCACCACCUACUCCUCAUGUGAUACAAGCUCCUCCACCUGGCACCGUUUCUAGUGAAAGCCAACAAAACUUCCCACCAGGGGUACAAGCAGACAAUGGUACUACUGCUUCAUCUGUGCCAACGAGUGUCUAUAAUAACUCUUUGCCUAGACAGCCUCCGUACAUUAGUUAUCCAUCUUAUUACAAUGCUGUUUUACCUUCACCGCCACCAGCACCGGCUUUGUCUACUGAUCAUUCCCAAAGCGUGGGUUACAACAUCCCACGGGCUAGCAAUCCUCCUAUGUCAACAUCUGAUCACUCACAAGGUCUUGGUAAUGCACCUUGGGCACCUAAUCUUCCUAUGCCACCUUCUGCUGGAUAUUCACAGAGCAUGGGGAACAUACCCUGGGCUCCCAAGCCUCCAGUACAGCCACCUGCAGAGAAUCCAUCUUCUAUUGGAGAUUCUGAGUAUGAGAAGUUUAUGGCUGAGAUAAAAUAGCAUGUGUGUUCUGAGGAGUAACUCAUUAGGGAAGAAGGCGUGAUGUUUCUUGGAGCUCUUGUACCAUGAUUUCCUUACACCUUUCUUGUUGGAAGUUUGGGACUCACAUCUUAACCCUUGCUAUGCUGUUGUGAAAUAUGCAGAGAUACAGGCUGGAAGCUCCCCAAAUUCCAUACAGUUGCGCUUGAGAAAGGCGAUAAGAUUUUUAUUCAUGUUACUGAUAAUAAUUGCUGCUCUUUUGUAGGACUAUAUAUGUCUUGGUUCAUGUUUUAUUUCACAAUACUCAUAUUUACUGGUGACCAGUGUGUUAAAUCUGUCUUGAGCUCUCUCAUUUACUCACAAUUGCUUUUCACAAUUGCUUUUAUACCUUUCCAAUUUUGGAGCUUGAAACUUUUGGUGGUA